AUGCUGUGCAAGCACUCUUCAGCAAUUCUUCUCCUCUUUCAAGAAGCUGAAGAUAAAAACAAACUUUUGCGAACUGUGGCUGGUGCAGGUUUGGACACUAUCAGUAACCUAAGAGCUACAUGGGAUAAGUUUGAAUUAAUGAUGGAAAGCCACCAGCUUAUGAUUACAGAACAGAUUGAAAUGAUGAAAGGAAAUGUGAUUUCACGUAUUAAUGCUUAUCUUCAAGACCUGGAAAAGUUUAAAGCUCGCUGGGAUCAGCUAAAGCCAAGUGAUGAUGUCAUUGAAACAGGUGAUCAGGAUGUGCUUGAGAAAAGUGCUCAGAUCAUAAAAGAAAAAAAAAAAGAAUUUGAUGAACUUGAAACCAUGAAAGAAAAGCUCAUUGAAGAAUGCCAUCAUUUCAAACUGGAAGAGCCCGACUUCUCAUUGUCAAAAGUUGUAUGUCAGGAUAUUAAGAAUUGUGCAGAAGUCUGGGCAUUGUAUGAAGAGUUUUAUCAAGGUUUUCAGGAAAAAGCCAAAGAGGACUGGAUUACUUUUAGGAGUAAAACAUACCUGUUUGAAGAAUAUUUGUUUAACUGGCAUGACAGAAUGAGGAAGAUGGAAGAACAUACUGUAAUGACAGUGAAGUUGCAAAAAGAAGUGGACAAGUAUAAAGUGAUAAUUCCACUCCUAAAAUAUGUAAGAGGAGAACAUCUUUCUCCAGACCAUUGGCUGGAUCUCUUUCGUCUUCUGGGUCUUCCACGAGGCACUACACUUGAGAGUUUGUUAUUUGGAGAUCUGCUAAAAGUGACAGACGCUAUUAUAGAAAAGGCAGCAGAACUUAAGGAUUUGAAUUGUCGGGCCCAAGGUGAAGUCACAAUCAGAGAAGCAUUACGUGAGCUUGAACUCUGGGGAGUUGCAGCUGUCUUUACGUUAACAGAUUAUGAAGAUAGCCAAGGGAAGACUAUCAGGCUUAUUAAAGACUGGAAGGACAUAGUCAACCAAGUUGGAGAUCAUCGCUGUCUUCUACAGUCCCUCAGAGACUCUCCGUAUUACAAAGGUUUUGAAGAUAAAGUGUCCAUCUGGGAAAAAAAGCUGGCUGAGCUGGAUGAGUAUCUGCAGAAUUUAAACCAAAUUCAAAGGAAAUGGGUCUAUUUGGAACCGAUAUUUGGCCGUGGAGCUCUGCCCAAAGAACACACUCGUUUUAACAGAGUUGAUGAAGACUUCAGAUGCAUAAUGUCAGAUAUCAAGAGUGACAAUAGAAUCACAUCACUGAAUGCUCGGACUGGUAUAAGAAAUACCUUAAUUACCAUACUUGACCAGCUUCAGAGAUGCCAGAGAUCUUUAAUCGAGUUUUUGGAGGAAAAGCGCUCAGCAUUUCCAAGAUUCUAUUUCAUUGGGGAUGAUGACUUACUAGAAAUUUUAGGACAGUCCACAAAUCCUCUGGUUAUCCAGUCUCAUCUUAAGAAACUUUUUGCUGGCAUUAACAGUGUGAGCUUUGAUGAAGAAUUUAAAUACAUAGUUGCCAUGAAAUCUGCAGAAGGAGAAACUGUGCCACUUAGAAAUAAAGUUCUUCUGUCACAUGAUGUGGAGGUGUGGCUAAACAGUUUGGCUUUGGAGAUGAAGGAGACCCUGAAAAUAAUGUUAAUUGACUGUCUUGACACUGGAAGAAAAUCACAAGGUUCAGUUGAUCCGUCGCUCUUUCCUUCCCAGAUCCUUUCCUUGGCAGAACAAAUUCAGUUCACUGAAGAUGUUGAAAGUGCUAUCAAACACCAUAACCUGCAACAAUUAGAAACAGAACUCAUGGCUAAACUGGAGCAUUAUACUAGCAUUGAGACUAAUAUAGAAGAUACUCAGAGUACAGAAUCGGGAAUCCUUGAGCUCAAGCUUAAAGCUCUGAUUCUUGAUACCAUUCAUAACAUUGAUGUGGUGAAGCAGCUGAAUCAAGCUCAGGUUCACGAUGUUGAAGACUGGGCUUGGAAGAAGCAGCUGAGAUUUUAUAUGAAAGACCAAAAAUGUUAUGUUCAGAUGGUAGAUGCCGAACUCCAAUAUACUUACGAAUAUCAGGGUAAUUCCCCUAAACUUGUUUACACACCUCUGACAGAUAAGUGUUACCUAACUCUUACUCAGGCUAUGAAGAUGGGUCUUGGAGGAAAUCCCUAUGGUCCAGCUGGAACUGGAAAGACAGAAUCAGUAAAGGCCUUGGGUGGACUUCUUGGAAGACAAGUAUUAGUCUUUAAUUGUGAUGAGGGCAUUGAUGUGAAGUCGAUGGGGCGCAUAUUUGUGGGCUUAGUGAAGUGUGGUGCCUGGGGCUGUUUCGAUGAGUUCAAUAGACUUGAAGAAGCUGUAUUGUCUGCAGUAUCCAUGCAGAUUCAGACAAUUCAACAUGCAUUGAAGAAACAUAGUCCUGUGUGUGAAAUGCUUGGCAAAAAGGUUGAAAUGGACCAUAAUUCUGGGAUUUUUAUCACCCUGAAUCCUGCUGGAAAAGGUUAUGGAGGAAGACAAAAACUGCCUGAUAACCUCAAACAACUUUUCAGGCCAGUUGCUAUGACUCAUCCAGACAAUGAACUCAUUGCAGAAGUGAUUUUGUAUUCAGAAGGCUUUAAGGACGCUAAAAUACUUGGUAGAAAAUUAGUAGCUAUUUUUAGUCUAGCAAGGGAGCUUCUGACACCACAGCAGCACUAUGAUUGGGGUUUGCGAGCACUGAAGACUGUUUUGAGAGGCUGUGGCGGUCUUCUUCAUCAGCUGAAGAAAAGUGAAACAAAUCAAGAAAUUAAUGAAAGUCACAUGGUGGUCCAAGCUCUGCGGCUUAACACCAUGUCAAAGCUUACAUUUGCAGACUGUGCACGUUUCGAUGCACUGGUCAAAGAUGUAUUUCCUGGCAUUGACUUUAAAGAUGUUGAGUAUGCAGAGCUAACUACAGCUUUACAACAAGUCUUUGAAGAAGCAAACUUGGAAACUAUAAGCACCCAGAUCAAGAAGGCUUUGGAAUUAUAUGAACAACUACGGCAGCGAAUGGGUGUAGUUAUCGUGGGCCCAAGUGGCGGAGGCAAAUCGACGCUGUGGCGGAUGCUGAAGGCAGCGCUGGGUAGAACGGGCAGAGCCGUGAGGCAGUACGCUGUCAAUCCCAAGGCCAUGCCUCGGCAUCAGCUGCUGGGGCACAUUGACAUGGACACCAGAGAGUGGUCUGAUGGUGUGCUCACAAACAGUGCUCGACAAGUGGUACGGGAACCCCGAGAUGUUACUUCAUGGAUCAUUUGUGAUGGUGAUAUUGAUCCUGAAUGGAUUGAAUCUUUGAAUUCAGUUUUGGAUGACAACAGAUUGCUGACUAUGCCCAGUGGAGAGAGAAUUCAAUUUGGCUCAAAUGUCAACUUUAUAUUUGAAACACAUGACCUCAGCUGUGCCUCUCCUGCUACUAUAUCUAGAAUGGGAAUGAUCUUUCUGAG
This is a messenger RNA of Merops nubicus (carmine bee-eater), 3422 nucleotides long. RefSeq names its product cytoplasmic dynein 2 heavy chain 1-like. The annotation marks the transcript as partial. Gene Ontology annotation, biological process: microtubule-based movement. Gene Ontology annotation, molecular function: ATP binding; minus-end-directed microtubule motor activity; dynein intermediate chain binding. Lineage: Eukaryota; Metazoa; Chordata; Aves; Coraciiformes; Meropidae. The record is from RefSeq and is a predicted model, not a curated record. Gene Ontology annotation, cellular component: dynein complex. The transcript is spliced from 20 exons.